AUGGAGAGUGAUGACUUUUCGUCUUUUUGGGAAGGCUUCGCUUUAGCAGCCGAGAUCCGUAAAGAGCGCAUUAAACGUUUUCAACAUUCAGUUCACCUUUACUUCAUGGAGGAAGGAAGAAACAUAUUGGAGGCAAUCCUUGAUGACGACGACGACAAUUUAGAAGAUGUUGAUAUGCUUGACGUGGAAGAAGGAGAGUUUGUUGUGGACGACAAUUCACACACUGAUUUAGGACUAAACAGUGGCAGUCGUGACGGUGGUGGUGCGAAUGUUGGAAAUGCAGAGUCUCAAAGUAAAAACCAAAGGCGCCGCGCAAAUAAAAAGAAGAAGAAGAAUAAGAAGAAGAGAGGAGGUGGUCCUGGGUCUAACGUUACUGACAUUAACAAGUUUGUGUUAGAUACAUGUAGACGUUUGAAAGAGAAGAAAUCCUACAUGGUAUAUACGGCUGUAGGUUGUUUGGGGGUUUCUGCGUUAAGUGAUCUUGUGAAAGAGGUGGAUGCAAUUCAGUCUUGUGGAGGGCAGAUGACAGUUGACGGCAGACGUUUUCGAACAGGUGGUGGGAUAUUAUGGAAUAUCAUGAAAGCAAGAGAACCAAUGGCCUACAAAGAGAUAAUGAAAAAAGCAAAGGAAUUUGAGAAGCAAUUUAGGCAACAAAGUAUUUGGCCAGCACCAGAGCAAAAGAAUGAGUGUUCCCCUCAAAGAACUGCCUCUGCAUUCAUUGAUGAGACUCCAGCCAGCAUACCAGAUAGUUCUCAAAAUGAGCUAGCACCUCAAUAUCAGAAUGAGCACUCCAGUGCUGAUGAGAAGCGCAAAUCUGUGCAUGACAGGAUCAGGGUACCUGUUUCAUAUGACGACUUGCUUGGAGAUGAUCUGAAAAAUGAUGAAGCAUGA
Messenger RNA from Dovyalis caffra, 891 nucleotides. The record is from the annotation of a GenBank genome assembly. Lineage: Eukaryota; Viridiplantae; Streptophyta; Magnoliopsida; Malpighiales; Salicaceae.